CUAUAUCAAAAUUAAGAAUUAUUUUUAUAACCGCAAAUGAAUUUUAUAUAGAUAUGGCAUUACCGCAGAAAAAGUAUUACCGACAAAGAGCACAUUCUAACCCUAUAGCAGAUCACUGUUUUGAAUACCCAGCUCAUCCUGACGAUUAUAAUUGGUCAACGCUCUUUCCAAAAACCAUAGAACAAGAGCAAAAAAAUAAACAGGUUGAAUUUCUCGAUGUUGGAUGUGGAUAUGGUGGACUCCUAGUGACAUUGUCUCCUUUAUUCCCCAAUAACUUAAUGCUGGGGCUUGAGAUAAGGGUAAAAGUAUCAGACUAUGUGAAUGAUAGAAUUCAAGCAUUGAGAUCUCAACAUCCAGACCAAUUUCAAAACAUUGCAGUUUUAAGAACAAAUGCUAUGAAAUAUUUACCCAAUUUUUUUCAUAAAGGACAGCUGAAAAAAAUGUUUUUCCUGUACCCUGAUCCUCAUUUUAAAAAAGCAAAACAUAAAUGGAGGAUAAUUAAUAAAUGGUUGCUCUCAGAGUAUGCAUAUGUACUGGCUGAAGAGGGAGUUAUUUAUACAAUAACUGAUGUAAAAGACCUUCAUGAAUGGAUGGUGAAACAUUUUGUAGAACAUCCAUUAUUUGAAAGGAUCUCAGAUGAAGAGUUAAAAUCUGACAUAAUUGUUGAUAAAUUAUAUGAAAGCACAGAGGAAGGACAAAAGGUGACACGCAACAAUGGUGACAAAUAUCUGGCUGUAUUUAAAAGAAUACCAGAUGGUUACAAUCCUAAUUAAAUAUGAACAAUAAAAUUGUUUACUAGCCAUACUCUUGUUUUUCUCAA
Molecule: messenger RNA, 820 nt
Organism: Papilio machaon (common yellow swallowtail)
Lineage: Eukaryota; Metazoa; Arthropoda; Insecta; Lepidoptera; Papilionidae
Product: tRNA (guanine-N(7)-)-methyltransferase
Exons: 6
Coding region: 54-773 (239 amino acids)
Biological process (GO): tRNA methylation; RNA (guanine-N7)-methylation
Cellular component (GO): tRNA methyltransferase complex
Molecular function (GO): tRNA (guanine(46)-N7)-methyltransferase activity
Source: RefSeq, a predicted model, not a curated record